This is a messenger RNA of Talaromyces rugulosus, 1251 nucleotides long. RefSeq lists its product as uncharacterized. Gene Ontology annotation, biological process: protein phosphorylation; positive regulation of Ras protein signal transduction. Lineage: Eukaryota; Fungi; Ascomycota; Eurotiomycetes; Eurotiales; Trichocomaceae. The record is from RefSeq and is a predicted model, not a curated record. The coding region runs from base 1 to 1251 and encodes 416 amino acids. The transcript is spliced from 2 exons. Gene Ontology annotation, molecular function: protein serine/threonine kinase activity.
AUGCAUGAAGCGCUGACUAAGGCGGCUCUCGAUUAUCAGCCUACUGCCGAACUCUCGCAUCUCUGCAGUAUUCUACCUGUGCAUGUGUAUACUACUACCACUGGCGCGAACAGCAAUAUACUCACAUCCAUGCCCCUCCGCGUCACGUCUGCCACCGUCUCUGGAAUCAAAAAGAACAAAAGCAGCAGCACCCGCGCCUCACCAUUCGCAAGCCAUGCACGCACCAAACUAUCCGCACGCAGAGAUGGCCAGGCCACGAGCAGCAGCCUCGAUAAAGAAUUCCUGAACGACGAUUUGACCGAGCCGCUGUCCGAUAAAGGACCCUGGCGGGAAACCAACAAUGUCGAGGGCGUGUUGCAGGCAAUGCGCCAUAUCACCAAAUCCAUGUUCGAUGAGCUUCCCGCAGCGCGCACAGGCAUGAACAGUACACGGAUCGCCGAGGUUUUGAAUCUGCGCCGGUCGCUGCCACCUUUGGUCUCUGUCGCGCAUAUCCAUACGGUUUUGGAUGCGCCGACGCAGGUGGAGCGUGAGAUUAUGUCGUUGUUGCGCUCGGGACAGCUGAGGCGUCUGAUUGUGCCGGGACGAGGCAACGAUGCUGCGGGCUUGGGCGAUUGCCUUAUUUUGGCAGAUGAUUUGAAUGCGCUUGUGCGGGAUAGCGGGGAUAUUGAACAGGGUUUAAAGGACCGCUUUACACAUGUCCUCGACCAAUUGGCCAAUACAUCUGCGAUACCGGCAAUGGCAUUCUCGCCAGACGAGUCUAUGGCCCUGGUCCGCGCAGGCUUUCUCGUAACUGCAUCAUCGCUUUCCAAGGGCUCGCUGAGUGUAGCCUCGCUCCCCGGGUUGCCGCCAGCAGUGUUAGGAGGCGGCCAGGGCGCAGAUGAGACGAAAAAGGCCAGCCAACCACGCGGGGCACCCACUUUUUUCCUCUCGCUUCCCAACACCGGACCAUAUCUUCGCCUGUUGAACGCUGGCCGCUCGCAUCUGUUGACGCUUCUCAAACAGUCCAAAUACCACGAAGCUCCCCUGCCCCUCCUGCGAGAUCGCUGGGACGGCGCGGUCGAGACGAAUCGAAGUUUCUCGCUGGCGAAACGAACUCGGGGCGAGUUUAGCGGGGUGCUUCCGGGGCGGACGAAGAAAUGGAAGCAAUUCUUUGGGAUGGAUUUUCAGUGGAUUCUGGAGCAUGCUCUCGGCGCUGGUCUGGUUGAGCUUUUUGAUACCGGAAGUGUGGGGGCGGCAGUCCGAUGUUUAUAA